CAUUAACAUCUGGCAGGGGCCCUCAAAUGUGGCAUGGCAAGUCACUUGAUUACAUGUAUGUUAUUUAGUUAAAUUUGUGAAAAUUAUGAGAUGCUCACCAACCCAGUGAUAAACUCCCUCCCUCCCCAUUGGUUGGCCUGGUCACAUGGCUGCCCAACUUUAUUCAGUUGACAGCAAGUAGGAGGGCCCUAUGGAAGGAGAAAAAAAGACAACACGAGAAAAAUUAGUAUUUUCUACCUUCUGAAAUUAAUGGCCAUGAGUUCGUAUAUGGUGAACUCUAAGUAUGUGGACCCCAAGUUUCCUCCGUGCGAGGAAUAUUUGCAGGGCGGCUACCUAGGCGAGCAGGGCGCCGACUACUACGGCAGCGGCAGCGCACAGGGCGCCGAGUUCCAGCCCCCGGGGCUCUACCCGCGUCCCGACUUCGGUGAGCAGCCCUUCGGAGGAGGCGGCUCCGGUCCCGGCUCAGCACUGCCUGCGCGGGGUCACGGACAAGAACCCAGCGGCCCUGGUGGUCACUACAGCGCCCCAGGAGAGCCGUGCCCGGCGCCUCCGCCCGCACCCCUGCCUGGCGCCCGGGCCUGCAGCCAGCCCGGCGGCCCCAAGCAGCCGCCCCCCGGGACAGCACUCAAACAGCCUGCUGUGGUCUACCCCUGGAUGAAGAAGGUGCACGUGAAUUCGGUGAACCCCAACUACACCGGCGGGGAGCCCAAGCGUUCCCGGACGGCCUACACCCGGCAGCAAGUCCUAGAACUGGAAAAGGAAUUUCAUUUUAACAGGUAUCUGACGCGGCGCCGUCGGAUUGAAAUCGCUCACACCCUGUGUCUUUCGGAGCGCCAGAUCAAGAUCUGGUUCCAGAACCGGAGGAUGAAGUGGAAAAAAGACCAUAAGCUGCCCAACACCAAAGGCAGGUCAUCAUCUUCUUCUUCUUCCUCCUCCUGCUCCUCCUCAGCCACCCCAGGCCAGCAUUUGCAGCCCAUGACCAAGGACCACCACACGGACCUGACGACUUUAUAGAAGUGGGGACUCUGGGCCCAACCCUCCCUUCGCUCCAGGCUGAGCCGAAGCUGCGGGGGCAGGCCGGGCCUGCUGUCACCUCACUGGGCUCUAAGGUACUGUGGGGUGGACCUGGGACUUGCAGGCCGCCCUCGGACUAGGUUAGCAUCCCGCCCGAGGGCAGCCCCCUCCCUAGAGUGGGGAAGGGGGUGGGAGGGAUGGGCGGGAUUCUCUCUACGUAUAUUAUAUGGCAGGAGCUACUGAGAACAUAAAACCUUGGCGAGUCAUUAAACUCAUGAAAA
Molecule: messenger RNA, 1295 nt
Organism: Marmota flaviventris (yellow-bellied marmot)
Lineage: Eukaryota; Metazoa; Chordata; Mammalia; Rodentia; Sciuridae
Gene: Hoxd4
Product: homeobox D4
Biological process (GO): positive regulation of transcription by RNA polymerase II; embryonic skeletal system morphogenesis; anterior/posterior pattern specification
Cellular component (GO): nucleus; nucleoplasm
Molecular function (GO): DNA-binding transcription factor activity, RNA polymerase II-specific; RNA polymerase II cis-regulatory region sequence-specific DNA binding
Source: RefSeq, a predicted model, not a curated record